This is a messenger RNA of Coprinopsis cinerea okayama7#130, 180 nucleotides long. RefSeq lists its product as hypothetical. NCBI's taxonomy places the organism in Eukaryota, Fungi, Basidiomycota, Agaricomycetes, Agaricales, Psathyrellaceae. Bases 1 to 180 code for a protein of 59 amino acids. The transcript has a single exon. The record is from RefSeq and is a predicted model, not a curated record.
AUGACGACCUCCCCUCAUGUCGGAGUCCCUCAGACUAGUGCUCAACCUGCGCGAGACUCCCCUGACUCGAUCAGCCAGGAUAACUUGUCGGUGAACAACUUGAAGAACCUUCUUGACGUUACCAAAGAAAGCGAACCGGAGGAGAGUCAGGCAAACGAGCAACGACAACGAGCCCACUGA